Messenger RNA from Pocillopora meandrina, 2924 nucleotides. NCBI's taxonomy places the organism in Eukaryota, Metazoa, Cnidaria, Anthozoa, Scleractinia, Pocilloporidae. The record is from the annotation of a GenBank genome assembly.
AUGGCUUCUCGAGAUACAGCUUUACAGAGCUCAAUUGCCUUUCUUCAAAUUCAGAAAAAUGCGAAUUUAAAGAGAUCUACCUCGAUGAGUGAAGAUGUGUUCCGAAUUUUUCGUCAGACAGGGCGACGAAUUUCUUUGAUUCAGCAACAGGUGGAGAGGGAGCGAUGUUCUUACUUAAAGGAGUCCUACACGGAAAAAAACCAGCUUUAUAAAGAACUCGCGCAUAUUUUCCAUUCCAAGAGAGCAAUCAGGGCUCAACAAGGGACAGAUGUUCUGUCCUCGACACCCGCUCCUCAAAAGAAACAUUCACAAGCUAGUUUUGGGGAGAAAUCAAAAGAGGCAGAUCUUGGCAAUGGUCACAAAUGCAAGUCCGUGAAGGAACUUCGUUCGAUUAAUGUUAACGUAUUAAAAAGAUGCGAGUGUUGUCGCCGUAGGGCUUUUCGAACCAUUGAAGAAAAUGAUGACGACGAAGAUAUUUUUGAUGAAGAAGCUUUCCAAUACGAGAGUCAGUUGCAAACGCUCGAUGACAAGUCAAGCGACAAGCCGAAAACUAAAGCUGGCAGAAAGAUAAGCCAGAGUUCUAGGUCUUCAAACGAAAAGAAUGAACGUAAAGUGGGUAAAAAGAAGACUGCACUGGUGCAGUUUAGUAGGUAUGACGAUAUUCGAAUGCCAGCUGCCACUCAGAGAGUUAAGGCAGGAAUAUGGGCUUUGAAAAAGCAGAAUGGUGGGCCUGAUGAUCAGAAAAAACAAAGUAAGGCAGUGCGUUUUGGAGGAAAUGAUUCGACGGUGGGAAGUCCUUCGGUUCAAAGAAAGACCUCGUCUGAUACUCCUGCUUCGACUGCGAGACCAACACUUAAAUCCCGAGCGAGUAUAAAAUUGGAAAGUCAGAACAACAAAGGUGACAAACUACACCUUGAUGGUAACGCAUGGUCCACUCAUGUACAAGACAUUCAUGAGAAAAAGAUCAACAAUAACAAUGCAAUUAGCGGCUUGUCGAAGGCGUAUUGCGCGUUUAAAAAGCUCCUUAACAAGAUGGAGGACGAAUAUCAGGCAAAGCAAGUGAAAGAGGAAGAAAUGAGGUCUGAAAGUCGAAUUGAACUACCAGGUAGUCGACCAGUUUCGAACAUAUCAGGGAGCGAUUCAAGAUGGGCCCCUUUGCGUCGAAGUUCAGACUCGCUUUCUGUUCGUUUGAACACAUGGACAACGGGAAGCCUCGAGCCCACCUCCAUGAACAGCUUCGAGGAAAAUUGCGAGGAAGAAGUCCGGGAAGGGGAAGGCGAGAGUGUGAACAUUGGGGAGGAUGAGAAAGAUGAUGGUUCCUUACAUGAAGUGUACAUUAUGCAACACCGUUAGCUGGUAAAUGACAAAAACCACAACAGAGACUUAAAUUAUAACUGGAUACUAAUUGAAACUUACAGGACGUGAAAGGCACUUGGCAUUGCUGAUCAUUCAAAGAGAUAUCUCAUUUUGAGAAUUAUUAAAUAAUUAUCUUUGGAGACUUAAUUCUUUGCUAAGGAGGACUUUUAUUCAUAGAUUUUUCAGGCCAUUUUGAAUGCCUAUAAAAGAACUUUUCAAGCAGUAACGAAUGGGUAGAUCAUUCAGGAGAGAGUUAAAAUAUUGCAAUUAAUUGCUCACAAUCAAAACCAUUGAUAACCUUCCUUAUCUGGAAUAUCGUCAGACGCAGUCAUGUGUACAUCUGUACCUAAACUUGGUCUUAGUGAAAGCAAGUAGGCUUAUGUCCAUUAAACUUAAAAAGAAACUUAUUUAAGCUUUUCUUUUAUACUCUCAGUCAGUGUUAUACAUUGGUAACCACUUUCAGAAUAUAUAUCUCUGCGUUCGUACCGAUAAUAUUGCCACCAUGGUACUACAGAUCUACGUUGGUCAGAAAAAGUUCUUCUUUGACUCCAAGAGGUUAUGACAUUUACAAAAUAUUUGCAUGACAAUGGAGUUUUCGAUGUUGGUUUUAACCUCGAGACGUCCUCAUCACUAUAUGUUUCCGUAUGUAAAAUUAGUCUCCAUCAGAUAUCGCCUUAAGUAUAAUCUUCCCUAAAAGGUUCUGAAUGAACCGAUCCCCAAUUGACAUCGAUUAAUCGCAAAGCUCAAAACUUAACUUAAACCUCGAGAUUGUGAACCACUUUCCAGGUUCCAAAAGUUCUCUCUGCUUCACGGGAUUAUAAGAAAGAUUAAGAAAAACGAGAUCAAAAAUUUUCUCAUUCUGUUUCAGUGACAUACGAUCAUUUACUCGGAAGACGUCAGUCACAAAACCCAGAGGUUAAUCGUGGGUGCCAGCAUGACUGUUACUCUCCUGUUUCACCGUGCUUACUGGAAAGUUAUAUGUGGUUAACCCAUCCAUUUCAGUUUCCAAAGUUAGAAGUUAGAAAAGACUUGACAUACUCGAAAAUCCAGACGAACUUGAAUUAUUCCUUGACCUGUUAGGCUCCUGAUAAUCAUCGUCAUUGUCAUCGUCAUCGUCAUCUUCUAUUUUCAGAGUUCUCCUGUGUAGCCCGGUUCGCCACCUCGACAUGUCCUGACAACUACUUGGUCUAGGCUUUGUUCCUGCUGAACACCAACUCGCCCUUCGUCUUCUUGGGCCAUCCUCCUCUGGUGCGCGCUGAUAGCCAAAGGACCUAUCUUGUUCUCGAGGAAAACUACCUCUUUUCAAUGAUGUAUGACUUAGGUCGCGCACAUUCAUAAGAUUGCACUCUGACUGAGCAAUUUUCUGAACAUUGUUGAAAUUCGUAAAACUCUCCUGAAUUUGGGCAAAAUCUUGCCUGCUCCCAGCAUGAUCACUUGACAUUCUCCUUACAGGAAUCCUUGGAAGUUUUGAUGAGGCCAGAACUGGAAAGUGCUGGUGGACCAUUAAUGAGCUUCUUCCUGAAUCAUACACUGGUCCAUCAGAAGCUGUUCUUGACAACAUUGCAUGA